Aspergillus homomorphus CBS 101889 is the source of this 1116-nucleotide messenger RNA. Its product is annotated as putative RING finger protein. Bases 316 to 1002 code for a protein of 228 amino acids. The transcript has 2 exons. Gene Ontology annotation, biological process: ubiquitin-dependent protein catabolic process. The record is from RefSeq and is a predicted model, not a curated record. Gene Ontology annotation, cellular component: cytoplasm. Gene Ontology annotation, molecular function: ubiquitin protein ligase activity. Lineage: Eukaryota; Fungi; Ascomycota; Eurotiomycetes; Eurotiales; Aspergillaceae.
CGUCCGCUCGACCAUACAAAGCAUCAUCUUUCAUCACAUGGCUGCUUGCCAUUUGUGUUUGGCUUCUGCAUCUAACACGCUCUUGGAUCCUUCCUCUUCCAACAGUAACGAAACAGGUUUAUUGUUUUGUUGAGAGUUGCAUACUCUACAUAGUUAUUGCAUUCAACUUACUCGGAUACGGCAGAGGCACCCUUCACCGCUCAGGGCUUUUGCUAUUGAUUCCAUUAUCUAUCGACACCUCCUUCACGACAAGGGAAAAAACAGUUGUUGUCGAAGCAUAUAGAUGUGUGCCUGAGGUCGAUUGACGUACUCGUCAUGGUAGAUCUUUCGUCGGCUGCUAUCCUGGGCUACCUGGCACCCGUCUGCGUGGCCUUUGUCUUCUUCUGCUCAUGGGUCUAUGUUGGAGCAAGACGACGACGUCGUCUUCGCCGGCUUCGCAAUAAUGAUCCGGAAACUGCGCCCAUCGGGUCCAACCGAGUCGUGAUCUCCCACAGUGAUGUCGAUCAACGCUUUCCGCGAGUCAAAUACAGUGACUGGUUGGAGGAAAGGAACAGAGACUUGCAAAGCAAAGGGAUAGCAGGGACGAAAGUAUCCGAGACUACUGAGAUCACUACCAUCAAGGACGCCCCGAGCUCCGAGGAUAAAUCUACCGGUGCGCCUCGACAAUGUCUCGCGCAUGAUGAGCUUGGUCCUGUUGCUGGCAACGUGACACAGUCCUCUGGCAUAGGAGAUGGAUCUGAUGGAGCGGACUCGAGCAAAAUGUGUGUCAUAUGCAUGGACGAGUUUCACCCUCUAGACUCCGUCCGGCCGUUGCCCUGUGGGCAUAUCUUCCACGCGUCGUGUCUGGAUCCAUGGCUCACCAAGCGGCAUGCCUGUUGCCCCCUAUGUAAGACGAGCUAUUGUAAUCCGAAGCAGGGUCAGACUGGCUGGCUUCGUUCCGGGUCAGAGCCGGCGUUUCCCCAGGCGGUUGUUAUCAGAACUAAUAUCAUUCCGCAAUAUUGAGGUCUGGCUCUGGACGAAGAACUGCGUGUUGGUAAAGACAUGUAAGUGGAUUGCAUGCUUCUCAGCCGUCUUCGUGGGUUGGUUCCUGAGAUGAGCUGAUCACAGUGUUUGCAG